AUGUCAGGUCCAUUUAGUUGGCUUUUAGGACUUGGAAGUUCACCAUCAACAUCAAAUUUAUCUAAUACAACUUAUCAAACACCAUUAAAUCAAAGUACACUAACAAAUGCAUCACAAAUUUCAGCUCAAACAUCAACACCAACAACAACGACGGCAAAUAAUCUUUCAGUACAUCGAAAUUUAACACAACUUAUUGAUGAAGGACAACGUUCAUCAUUGAAAACAAAACGUGAAUUAUUAAAUAAUAUUGAUCAAUUAAGUACAUUAGCUUUUUUAAAUUCAUCAACUGGUAUUAAUGUUCAACGUAUACAAGAUCAAUUUGAAAAAAUUGAUAAAACAUUACAAACACCAAUAGUUAAACCUAAAGAUGAUACAAUUGAGCAACAAUUCGAUGGAAAAAUAACAAAUAAUCUUAAUGAUUAUCUUAAACAUGAACGAGAAAAAACACUUUUAUCUAUGUUAAGAAUGAUUGAAGAUAAAAAAUAUGAUGAAAUUACUCGUCAUAGUAAUUAUGUCUUAGAUAAUAAUUGGCAAAAACAACGACAACUGAUUUUAUCAACUGUAUCAAAACAUGAUCAAAAUUAUCUUGAUGAAGCAAAUGCAAUGCAGAUAAAACGUUUUGAAACACCAAGAACAUUAUCAAGAGGUUUAUCAAAUGUUGAAGCUGCAUAUGCAAAAGUGAUUGCACUUUAUAAUGUUGGUAAAAUAGUACGACAAAACUUAAUUGAUGAAUUUACAACUGUUGUUGAAUCAUCAAAUCAACCACAGGCAGCAAUUGAUUUAUGGAAUAUUAUUCGUUAUAUGAGUCAACUUCCAGUAGAUUAUCUAACUAAUCGAACAGCAUUACCAUCUCAACAAGCUAUUGUAUUAUCUGCUCGAAAUUAUUUAGAAUAUUCUUUUCGUAUUCAAUUAUCAAAAAUGUUUAUUAAUCUUGUGCCAGAUGAUGAUAUUCAUAAGCCAGGUUCAAUAUAUAAAUUAAUAAUACGUUAUAUUCGACAAAAACAUCCAAAUAUUGUUCAUAUUAUUGAUGAUGAUGGAAAUAUUGAUGAUUUACCAAUUUGGUCAAUACUUUUCUAUUGUUUACGUGCAGGUGAUUUACAAUCAGCAUUGAAUGCUGCUAAACGAUGCCAUUUAACGAGUGUUGUUGAAUGGUUAAAUAAUUAUAUAAAAAAUAAUAAUCAAUCAAUUGAUCCAACAAUACGUUUGAAGAUUCAAGAUGUUUAUGAUCGAGAACAUUUGACAAAUCCAUUUAAAAGUAUAGUAUUAUCAAUACUUUCUGCAUAUGAUGUUAAUAAUAUGCAUGAAUUAAUAAUAAAUUCCAUUGAUGAUAUUCUAUGGCUUCGUUUAUCUCAAAUUGUAUUUCCAAAUCAAGAUUUAAUGACACUUAAUAAAUUACAAAAACUUGUGUAUAAUGAAGGAAAUGAAAAUCGAAGUUUAUUUAACGAAAAACCAGUUCAAUAUGCAAUGUGUUUAUUAUUAACUGGUCAAUUUGAAACAGCUAUUGAUUUAUUAAAUCAAAUAGAACAAUUUCGUUGUCAUGCUGUUCAUAUAGGAAUAUAUUUACAUGAAUGUCGAUUACUUUCUACAGCUUCAAAAUCAGAUAGUCCUAUGUUAACAACAACAUUAAUAACUGAAGAUCCAUUAAAAUCAAUAAAUUAUCAACGUUUAUUAACAACUUAUACAGAAAAAUGUCGUUAUGAUAGUGAAUUAUGGCAAAUAGUUAAUUAUUUUUAUUUACUUAAACAAAUAAGACAAAGAGAUGGUGAAAAUUGUUUUAUUGAAUCAUUAGCAGUUUUAUUAAUUAAAUUAAAUGAUAAUGAUGUUGAUAAUUUACUUGAAAGAUUAUUUGGUACUAAUAGACAAGGAGUUUUUACUGAAGCUCGUAUUCUUGAUCAUCUUGAUAUUGAUACAAAUGUUGUAACUGCUAAUGCUGGACUUUAUCUUGAAAAACGUGGUCAUUUAGAAUUAGCAGCUGUCCUUUACGAUCGUGCUAAGAAACCACGACAAGCAUGUUCAAUAUACAAUCGUCUUUUAUCAGAAGCUAUUCGUACAUUAAUAUCUUCAAAUACAGCUGGUGCACCUAAUGUUUUAGCUAGUGCACGUACAUUUGCUUCUCGUCUUUCAUCGACACAGAAUGAAUUUGAUCGUUUAACAAGUACUUUAUAUACUCUACUUGAUAUUUAUACUUACAUAGAAUUUUUUAAAUCACAACAAUUUGAACGUGCAUAUGAAAUUAUACAAAAAUUAUCAUUAUUACCAUUUGCACAUACACAAAUAGAUCAAUGUCUUGAAUCAAUUAAUUAUUAUUCAUCAGAAAUAAUGGAUUGUUAUCCAGAUAUAAUACUUCUAACAUUAACAUUAAUGGCAAUAUUAGCAAGUGUAGAAUAUAAAUCAGCAUUAGGUACAUCAAAUCAACAUUUAUUACUUGCUGCAACUAGUUCAUUUGAUCAACAGACAUCAAAUAUACUUAGUACAAAUAAACAAGGUCUAUUAGAUGAAUUAAAACGACAAGCUGACGUUCUUUUUCGUUAUCUUGGUUUAUUACCAGUAAAACUUCAUAAUCAUGUACAUGUACAACUUAUGGAAUGUUUCAGUCGAAUAAAAAAUGCUUGUUAG
Messenger RNA from Rotaria sp. Silwood2, 2616 nucleotides. Lineage: Eukaryota; Metazoa; Rotifera; Eurotatoria; Philodinida; Philodinidae. The record is from the annotation of a GenBank genome assembly.